Messenger RNA from Mytilus trossulus (common blue mussel), 2383 nucleotides. Its product is annotated as V-type proton ATPase subunit C 1-A-like. Gene Ontology annotation, molecular function: proton-transporting ATPase activity, rotational mechanism. The transcript is spliced from 13 exons. The record is from RefSeq and is a predicted model, not a curated record. Gene Ontology annotation, cellular component: lysosomal membrane; vacuolar proton-transporting V-type ATPase, V1 domain. Gene Ontology annotation, biological process: proton transmembrane transport. The coding region runs from base 188 to 1336 and encodes 382 amino acids. NCBI's taxonomy places the organism in Eukaryota, Metazoa, Mollusca, Bivalvia, Mytilida, Mytilidae.
AGUCAAUCAUAAUAUUAUUCCGAACAUAUUUUCACGUGAGAGGAAUAUGUUUCGAUGAUUUUCUUAGUUUUUUACAUUUGAUUUUCAUAUAAUCAACCUUCUUGAAUUGGACAUUUAUUUCCAGUUAAGCCUUUUUUUCCUAAAAAUCCACUAAAUUGUUUCAUUGUAGAGCAGAGUUGUGAGAACCAUGGCAGAGUUUUGGUUGGUAUCAGCCCCUGGAGAUAAAACAUGUCAACAAACUUUUGACAAAUUAUGCAUGACAACAGCUAAUCAGAACAUGCUAUCUACAAACUAUAAGUUUGCUAUUCCUGAUCUAAAGGUUGGAACUUUAGACAUAUUAGUUGGUUUAUCAGAUGACCUUGGAAAGUUAGAUGCUUACUGUGAAAGUGUAACCAAGAAGAUAGCACAGUAUUUAGGAGAUGUUUUGGAAGCACAGAGGGACAAACUUCAAGAAAAUUUAGUAGCAAAUGGAGUUGACUUGGUGACUUAUUUGACAAGGUUUCAGUGGGAUCUAGCCAAAUAUCCAAUCAAGCAGUCAUUGAAGAAUAUUGCAGAAAUUAUUGGAAAGCAAGUGUCCCAGAUAGAAACAGAUCUUAGAACUAAAUCACAGGCAUACAACAGUUUAAAGGGAAAUCUACAGAACUUGGAAAGAAAAGCUACUGGAAGUUUACUAACCAGAAAUUUAGGAGACUUGGUAAAGAAGGAGGACUUUGUACUGGACUCUGAAUACUUACAGACACUGCUGGUGGUAGUCCCUAAAUCAUUCCACCAUGAAUGGGCAGCUAAAUAUGAACAACUAACAGACAUGGUUGUACCAAGAUCCUCUAGGAUUUUAUAUGAGGAUGAUGAGAAUUGUUUAGUCUCUGUGACAGUGUUUAGAAGAGUUGUGGAUGAGUUCAGACACAAAUGCAGAGAAAACAAAUUUAAUGUUCGUGAUUUUCAGUACAGUGAGACUGAAAUGGCUGCUGGUAAAACUGAAAUUAACAAAUUAGAAGCUGAUAAGAAAAAGCAAUAUGGACCAUUAGUGAAGUGGUUAAAAGUUAACUUUGGAGAAUGUUUUACUGCUUGGAUACAUGUCAAAGCAUUAAGAGUGUUUGUAGAAUCAGUUCUAAGAUAUGGUUUACCAGUGAACUUCCAAGCUAUGUUAUUAUUACCACAUAAGAAAUCGCUGAGAAAAUUACGAGAAGUUUUGAAUGAUUUAUAUAGUCAUCUUGAUAACAGUGCAAUGUCAGGGGAUAUGGCUGGUCAGAUGGACAUUCCAGGUCUCAUGAUGGGAAAUGUAGACUAUUAUCCUUAUGUAUUUUACAAAAUUACAACUGACCUUAUAGAGAAAUAGGCUAGCAGAUAUCAAUUUACAAACAGUAGAGAACAUUCCACAUUAUUUAUGUAAAUGUUGUACAUUACAAUAAAUUAGGAACUCCAUGUCUAUUAAAUGUUGAGAUAUAUUUGUAAUAGUAUAUUUUGCUGACAUUUUAUUUAAAAGGAGGGAGUUAUAUUAUUGAUGGCAUAGUCAUGUAUGAAUUUAGGACCUGCAAGGUUAAAGUUCAAAAAGGCUGAUAGUUCAAAUAUUAAUCAGAUAUGUGUAAUGUCAAAAAGUCUGGUAAAAUAAAUUAAUAACCAAAAAGUAUCAGUGUAAAGAAAAUUUGGUAAAUAAACUUUUCAAUGAAAUUCAUUUCUGAUAGGGUUAAGAGUAGAUAUUAUAGGUUCAGCUUACCUGAAGGUUAUUUACCUUUUUUCAAUCUAUAGCAAUCUGGAUAAUAUUUUCAAAAGUGAACAGUGAAAUGAUGUGAUUGGUUAAAAAUAUCAUUUACAAUGAAAAUUCAAACAGUGCUGUGACCUUGUCAUCAUUUUGGGGUACGAACAAUAAAAUUGCCCAUAGUCCUUUAUAUUGUUAAAUUAUGAAGAGGUGAAUUGUCUAAGAUGGAGUACCAAUUUAGAAUAUUCUGCUGUGUGGGGAAACUGCUGUUCAAACAAUACUUAUCUCAACUAUAUAAUUCCAAAAUGGAGAGAGAAAAAAAGAAUGAAAAUAAGAAAAAAAUGCUUGACCUUUUUUUCCCCAUAACUUUAACAGUUUAUAAAGGCGUGUAGUGAGAUGAUGGCAAUUAAUUUUCUGUAAUGAAUUGAAUUCUACAUCAGCAAAUAAUGUCUCUUUUUCAUAAAAUUGUAUACACUUGUUUUAAAUCAUGAAAUAUUUUGUAUUGCAAAUUUGUGGGUUUCACGAUUUAAUCAAUUUAAAUAGAAUGUUUUAACAGUGAAUGAAUGUGUACAUAUGAUGUCCAAAUAACCAAGACCAUGCUAGUCAAUAUUGUGAGAAAAGUGUGAUACACAGAUGUAGAUAGUUUAACACUGUAAUUGUAUAAAUAAAAUAAACUAUUAUAACUUA